AUGUCAAUCGAAAAAAAGGUUUUCGAUGUUCAACACUUUUGUAAGCGUCAUUUGCAAAUCAAAAACGAUCAAAUCUACACAAAAUUCGAGCUUUUCUCACUCAUCGAUUUGAUCAUCGAUGAGUUUCGAAAAGAGCCGACGCUGGCAGAAAUCUCCCCGCCGGUUAGGAUCGUCGGAGACAUUCAUGGGCAACACGACGAUCUUGUACGCCUUUUGAAUUGUAAAAAUGAAGGAAAUACUGCUUCGAUUGAUGACAGAAAGCCAAGCUAUGCGUUUUCUACCAAGAAAAUCCCAAAUUUUCAAAAUUUCGUCUUCCAGAUCCUGUUUCCCAAGCAAUACGUCCUUCUACGUGGCAAUCAUGAGACAAAAGUGAUAAAUUUCAGAUAUGGGUUUAGGCACGAAAUCCUCCGCCGUCUGACGUCGAAAAGAGACGCUCAGGAGGUUUGGGAACGAUUCAACGACGCGUUUUCGUUUAUGCCAUUAGCCUGUUUGGUUGGACACAAAAUUCUUUGUAUGCACGGAGGAAUUAGUCCGGAUUUAGUGUCUCUGGAUGCUAUUCGAAUGAUUCAACGCCCGUUAAUCGAUGUUAACCAUAAUCGUCUAGCUCAAGACUUGUUGUGGGCGGAUCCAGAGGAUUUUGAGAGAAUGCUUCCCAGUACAACAGUCGUCUCGAAUUUGCCAUGGGUGGAGAAAUAUCGGCCGAGCAAGCUGAAUGAACUUGUCGCACACGAACAAGUGGUGAAAACCUUGACGAAAUUUAUCGAGAAUCGCACUCUACCGCAUCUGCUGUUCUACGGACCGCCUGGAACCGGAAAGACGACGACGGUGUUGGCGGCGGCGCGUAAAAUGUACCAUCCAUCGAAAAUGUCGUCGAUGGUGCUGGAAUUGAACGCUUCCGAUGAGCGUGGUAUCGAUGUAGUCAGAAACACAAUUGUCAACUUCGCUCAAACCAAAGGACUUCAAGCGUUUGCGAGUGCCUCGGACAAGGAUAGCGUCCCGUUUAAGCUUGUGAUCCUUGAUGAGGCUGAUGCGAUGACCAAGGAUGCGCAGAAUGCGUUGAGAAGAGUAAUCGAAAAGUACACCGACAACGUGCGCUUCUGCAUCAUAUGCAACUAUCUGGCCUCCAUUAUCCCUGCCAUUCAAUCCCGUUGCACCCGUUUCCGUUUCGCCCCUCUCGACCAAUCACUCAUCGUCCCCCGUCUCGAUUUCAUCGUCAAAUCUGAAGGAUUACAGAUGACACCAGACGGUCGAGAAGCGCUGUUGAGAGUUUCCAAAGGAGACAUGCGUACUGUAAUCAACACCCUUCAAUCCACUGCAAUGUCAUUUGAGGUGGUCUCCGAGUCUACAGUAUACCAGUGUAUUGGGCAGCCGACGCCGGCGGAAAUGAAGAAGGUUGUGACUUUACUGCUGAAUCAAACCGCCAAAACCUGUAUGAAUAAGAUCAAGAAGAGCCUCUUUGAGAAUGGAUACGCCCUGCAGGAUGUGAUAACUCAUUUACACGAUUUGGCAUUCUCUAUGGAUAUUCCGGAUUCCGCGAUGUCUGCAAUAAUCGUUGGAUUAGGAGAAGUCGAGGAGAAUCUGUCGACUGGAUGCUCAAAUGAGACACAAUUGGCUGCGGUUGUCGCCGCGUUUUUCGAGGCCAAAUCAUGUGUGUGA
Molecule: messenger RNA, 1656 nt
Organism: Caenorhabditis briggsae
Lineage: Eukaryota; Metazoa; Nematoda; Chromadorea; Rhabditida; Rhabditidae
Exons: 9
Coding region: 1-1656 (551 amino acids)
Biological process (GO): DNA-templated DNA replication; DNA repair
Cellular component (GO): DNA replication factor C complex; nucleus
Molecular function (GO): DNA clamp loader activity; DNA binding; ATP hydrolysis activity
Source: RefSeq, a predicted model, not a curated record